GAUUGGGGAAGAGUAACCGCUAAGCUGAAAACGGGGGUUUAUUAUUUUAAUAGUUAUAAUGUUUUUCUCUGAUUCGAUUUUCUCUUUCUAUUUUUUUUUUUUUUCGUAAAGAUCUUCUCUCCCUGUCUCUCUCUCUAGUCUCCCCCUUUGCUUCUUCAAAGCUCCAAAACGAAUCUGGAGAAGAUAGAAGAAAACAAAAAAUAAUCAGUUAAUGAUUCUCACGUCCCACCAUCCAAUGCCCUUUCUUCAAUCCAACUCUUCUGAAAUAUUCAAAUCCAAACUCUCAUCAACUUUGUAAAUUUCUCUGAAAAAUCAUCGCUCUUGACAUUUCUGGAAUUUUUUAAAGUAUUUUCCUUCAACUGGGUUUUCAUUCAGACGACCUUUUCUUUGCCAGCCAUGACGGAAAUACUCUGUUCCCCAUCUCAUUUUCCUUCUUCUCCAAGCUCUUUAUCAUGUUUGCCCACAAGAAAUGGUAGUUCACAGUCGACCCUUUCUCGUUCUCGUUCUCGUUCACGCUCCCAUUCCCGCACUCAGUCUCUUAUUAGCAAUUCUACCUCAUCUCCUGUAGUUGAGGUUGAGGCUAACCAAGUCUACUGCUCAAACGAAGAAGAAGAAGAAGAGGGAGAUCAACUGUCUCUAUUGGCUCUUUUGGUUACUGUAUUUAGGAAGCCUCUGGUGGCUUGUAGGACUACUGGGAGGGAAGAACUUUGCUCAAUGGAGAUCGGAUGGCCGACCAACGUGCGCCAUGUUGCCCAUGUCACAUUUGACCGUUUUGAUGGCUUCCUCGGCUUGCCUGAUGAGUUCGAACCUGAAGUUCCCAGGAGAUCUCCCAGUGCCAGUCAAAAUGUUUUUGGAGUUUCCACAGAAUCGAUGCAGAUGUCUUUUGACUCUAGAGGGAACAGUGUGCCAACAAUACUUCUGCUGAUGCAAAAACGCUUGUAUGCUCAGGGAGGUCUGCAGGCUGAAGGGAUUUUCAGAAUUGCUGCAGACAACAGUCAAGAGGAAUAUGUUAGGGACCAACUGAACCGGGGAAUUGUGCCAGAUGGGAUUGAUGUCCACUGCUUGGCAGGUCUUAUUAAGGCUUGGUUUAGACAACUUCCAACUGGGGUGCUGGAUUCUCUCUCAACUGAGCAAGUAAUGCAAUGCCAGUCAGAAGAGGAAUUUGCUCAGCUUGUCAGACUCCUUCCCCCAACAGAAGCUGCUUUGCUGGAUUGGGCUAUCAACCUGAUGGCUGAUGUUGUCCAUGAGGAACACCUAAACAAGAUGAAUGCCCAAAAUGUUGCAACAGUCUUUGCCCCAAACAUGACUCAGAUGGUAGAUCCUUUGACUGCAUUGAUGUAUGCAGUGCAAGUGAUGAACCUCCUCAAGACACUGAUCAUCAAGACACUCAAAGAAAGAGGGGACUCAGUUGUGGAGACAGAUUCUGAUUCCCACCUAGAGCCAUCUGAUGAGAAUGGCCAUCAGAGCCCGUCACAGCUUUGCCUGGGAGGCCCAAACUCACUGAAAGAAGACACACAGAAUAUCUUCAGUGAUGAUGAACCUGAUUUUGCAACUCCCCCAGACUCUCCUGAAGAGGAUUCAAGAACCAAUGGUGGAGUCUGUAGUCUUCAAACAACUGUUGACAAGUUCACUCCAGAUAGAAAUGGAUCUUCUGUUGAUUGCAACUGCGAGGUUCCAGGCCAACUUGAAUGGACAAAUAAACAAGAGACAGGUGAAUUUAAUGAUCUAAAGGCUGGGUUGCAAGCAAUUACUUGCAAGAAAGUAACUGUCGAUUCAAGUGCUUCAAGUUUCAGAAAAGGGUCCAUUAGGUUGAAUGAGAAGUCAAAAGGCAUGAGCAUUAUCAGCCACAUAAAUUCAAUGACAGAGCGGAUUGAAGCCUGGCGAUGAAGGUUUAAAUCCAACUGAGAAGUCCACUUGAGAUCAAGAGAGCUUUCUUGAGCUUGCAUACCAAGUUAGGAUUCUUAGGAAAAGAGAAGCCUGGAGUUGGAGGAGGCUGAAUGAAAAUCUUUGAACUCCCUGGAGAAAGGUAACCAAUGCAAUAAUUGUUUGCAACUCCAUGCAAAGAAUUUUAUUGACUCCUUAUUCUUGGAGAGAGCAAUUGAGCAUUCUUUAUACUUCAACUCCAAGUUUAAAUAGGCUAGUUCUCCAAUGAUGUUUAUUGAGAUUUUAAACUAGGCUUGAAGACUUCACCAAACAAACUUGAGGUUUGAAAAAUUGAAAUUUGAAAAUUAGAGAGUUAUUGAAAACUUUUUAUUCUUGAAAA
Messenger RNA from Macadamia integrifolia, 2263 nucleotides. RefSeq names its product rho GTPase-activating protein 5-like. Gene Ontology annotation, molecular function: GTPase activator activity. The record is from RefSeq and is a predicted model, not a curated record. NCBI's taxonomy places the organism in Eukaryota, Viridiplantae, Streptophyta, Magnoliopsida, Proteales, Proteaceae. The transcript is spliced from 6 exons. Gene Ontology annotation, biological process: signal transduction. The coding region runs from base 397 to 1887 and encodes 496 amino acids.